UUCAAAAGUGCCACUGUUGGUGGAUUCUGAUGGAGAGCCGAUGCAGCAGGCAAAAGUGAAGGCAUCCCGGGCCCUGGCCCCAGGAGGACCACUCAUGAGACCACCCUCCCACGUUCUGCUGCAGGAGUCAGGAUGGAAAAGCAGAUGUGAAGUCCCUCAUGGCGAAGUUUAACGCAGGGAGCAACCCGACAGAGGAGGUCUCGGGCAACAACAGGCCCUUCAAAGUCACAGGACAAAGCUCCCCUUCAGGAAUACAAGCGAGGAAGAACUUAUUCAACAACCAAGAAAAUGCCAGCCCUCUCACAGGACCUAGCAACGUGCCUAAGUUUGGGACUCCAAAGCCACCUUUGGCAGUGAAACCCACUUUUGAGGAAAAGCCUGACAAGGAGCCCAAACCCCCGUUUUUGAAGCCUAGUGGGGCGGGCCAAAGAUUUGGAACAGUGGCAAACCCAACCACCAGAGACCUUGAGGCAAAAGUGGGAUUUCUGAAGCCUGUAGGCCCCAAGCCCAUCAACUUGCCCAAAGAAGAUUCUAAACCUGUGUUUCCCCGGUCUCCUGGAAGCAAGCCAUCCCUUCACAGUGGGAACCAAGACCAGGACUUGAAGACACCAGGCCCAAAGCCGGGGCCUGCUCCUCCGGCCCAGGAAAAUGAACAGAGGCAAGUGUUCCCAAAGCUGGCGGGGGCUAAAGGCAAGUUCAUGUCAGCGUCACAAGAUCAUGACCCCAAGCCCCUGUUCCCCAAGCCCGCCUUUGGCCAGAAGCCAUCCCUGAGUGCCGAGGACUCCCACGAGGACGAGAACCCCACAAAGAAUGUGUCUGCACAGAAAGGACCCUCAGCAGCCCUGGGAGCCAAGUCCAAGAGCGGCCCUUUGAAACCAGCAAGGGAAGACCCCGAAAAUAAAGGCCAUGGAGGUGACACUUCAAGUUCACCGUUUCCUGGAGUGGUUCUGAAACCUGCUGCCAGUAGAGGAAGCCCAGGACUCUCCAGAAAUGGCGAAGAGAGAAAAGAAGAUAGGAAGAUAGAUGCUACCAAGAACAUCUUCCUGAGCAAAGCGAACCAGGAGGAGGUAGGGGCUCCUCCUGCCAAGUUCCCUAAGGCUCCUUCCAAGUUGACAGUGGGGGGGCCAUGGGGCCAAAGUCAAGAGAAGGAGAAGGAAGAGAAGAACCCAACAACUCCAAAGCGGAUGCCAUUACCUCCCUUGUCAGUUUUGGGUCCACCUCCACAAAAACCCAGCAGACCACCAAAUGUAGACCUGACAAGAUUCCAAAAAACUGCUUCUGCAAACAGUACCAGCAAAGGCCAGACGUCUUACUCAACAACUACCCUGCCGCCAACUCCAUCAUCCCAUCCACCCAGCCAACCACCCUUGCCAGCGUCUCACCCAGCACAGCCACCAGUCCCAAGCCUACCUCCAAGAAACAUGAAACCUUCCUUUGAACCCAAAAACUCCAUAAAUGAAGAAAAUCAAGAUGGUGUCAUGCACUCUGAUGGUACUGGAAAUCUAGAUGAGGAACACGAAAGUGAAGGAGAAACAUAUGAAGACAUAGAAGCAUCCAAAGAAAGAGACAAGAAACGGGAAAAGGAGGAAAAGAAGAGAUUAGAGCUAGAGAGAAAGGAACAGAAAGAGAAAGAAAAGAAAGAACAAGAAUUAAAGAAGAAAUUUAAACUAACAGGCCCUAUUCAAGUUAUUCAUCUAGCAAAAGCUUGCUGUGAUGUCAAAGGAGGAAAAAAUGAACUGAGUUUCAAGCAAGGAGAGGAGAUUGAAAUAAUCCGCAUCACAGACAACCCUGAGGGAAAAUGGCUGGGCAGAACAGCACGGGGGUCAUAUGGCUAUAUUAAAACAACUGCUGUAGAGAUUGACUAUGAUUCCUUGAGACGGAAAAAAUCCUCUCUCAGUGCUCUUUCAUCAAAACCUGUUGAAGAUGACCAGGAAGUCUAUGAUGAUGUUGCAGAGCAGGAUGCGAGUAACAGCCACAGUCAGAGCGGAAGUGAAGGAUUCCCACCACCACCAGAUGAUGACAUUUAUGAUGGAAUAGAAGAGGAAGAUUUUAAUGAAGGCUCCACACUACAGGUGGAAGAGAAGAGUAACACGUGGUCCUGGGGGAUUUUGAAGAUGUUAAAGGGAAUAAAUGACAAAAAGAAAAGUAUACGAGAGAAGCGUAAAGUCUCUGAGUCAGACAAUAAUGAAGGUUCAUCUUUCCCUUCUCCUCCUAAGCACCUGGAUGUGGGAGAAGAAGUAUAUGACGAUGUGGAUGCUUCGGAUUUCCCUGCUCCAUCAACAGACAUGAGUCAAGGAAUCAAUAUUGGAAAACCCAAGACAGAAGAAAAAGACCUGAAGAAGCUAAAAAAGCAGGGAAAAGAAGAAAAAGAUCUCAGAAAAAAAUUUAAAUACGAUGGUGAAAUUAGAGUUUUAUAUUCAACUAAAGUUUCACCUUCAUUAACUUCUAAAAAGUGGGGCACUAGAGAUCUGCAGAUAAAGCCUGGCGAAUCUCUUGAAGUUAUACAAAACACGGAUGAUACAAAAGUUCUCUGCAGGAAUGAAGAAGGAAAAUAUGGCUAUGUCCUUCGGAGUUAUCUGGUCGACAAUGAUGGAGAGAUCUAUGAUGAUAUCGCUGAUGGUUGCAUCUAUGACAAUGACUAGCAGUUGGCCCUGUUCAUUCUGCCACACUUAUCAGUUGCCAACAUGAAGUCUGGGUUUUAAUUGGCAUGUUUUAUUGGGUAUCUUAGAAAAAUGAAUGCACAAAACCACUUCUUAUCAUUUGUUAUGAAAUGCUGGUAAUCUUUAUAAAGUUUUGAAAUUUUGAGUUUAGAAAAUCAUCUACUUAAUAUCUCAAAAGAUUGUGUUAGUGAGAUGUAAGAAUUAUUAAAUAUCCCAUUUUUGCUUUGUCUACAAUUGUGAACAUACUUCUUUUAGACCAUCAAUAGAUAAUCUCCUCUACUCCCUCUGCUCCCCAUAAAAAGAAGGAAAAAAAGGAAUAUCAUUGAAGAAAUCACUGUCCUGUUCAAAAAGUAACAGAAAAGAAUAAAGAAUGUAAGGAAGAAAGUUUUAAAACAAUUCACAAGAAGGAACACUGUUGUUUGCAUCUCUACUUAUGAUAGUAUCAUAUAUUCUCUACUCGAAUUGUCUCUUUUCAAAAGCCAGAGUUAGAUCCUACCCUGCUAAUGGGUUAAAUGUUUCCAGAAAUUAUAACAGAGGUGGAACUUUGGUAUAAAGUUUGUCCCCAUUUGUUAAUUGCAAAUAUAUGUUAAUUAUUUGAUAAGAACAUUAUGCAUUCAUUAUGUGCAUCUAAGAUUAAAUGGUAGCAAAGACUAAAAUAAGUUUGAUUUUUGCAGAUUCAUAUGCUAACAGUUUAAUUCUGUACUCUUUUUAAAAGUACUAUUGUGACUGGAGUAGAUAGGAAGGAGACCACCCUACAGUUUUGAAGAAUGGAAAAAAAGGACCUUGAAAAUCACUGGUCUUUUAUGGCACCUCCUUACUAGAAAGACUUUUAAAGAUUUUUGUUUUUGUUUUCAAUCGCCCUUUGCAGAUCUUAAAAAAAAAAAAAAAAAGAGUUUAACCCUUUACUAGAAAGUUGGCAGAUUGGCAGAAAGAGCACAAAAUUAAUGCAAACUUGUGUUGGACUGGAAUGCUCCCUAUCCAUACUCAUUCCCAGAGCAAAUGCCCCCAAAUGUGAAGCAUUUGGGUUUCAUAUGCUUAGAACACUACACUGCAUGACACAAAGUGCAAAACCCUGACACUCAAGAAAGGAACACAUUAGGUAAUUUUCCCCACAACUUCUAAAAUAUGAAAUUAGCAAAUCCCAAUGCUGGCUUUUCUAUUAAUGAGGCAUGAUGAGGCCCUCAUCUGCAAAACACAGGAUUACACUGUCAGUUUUUCCCUUUUUUUCACUAUCAAUUUCCUCAAGCUUGUAUCCCAGAGGCAUGUUUCAGAAGCCUUUGUCCAUUUGUAAGAUUCAUUGAUUAAAUAAUCAUUAAUGUA
Messenger RNA from Sciurus carolinensis (gray squirrel), 3980 nucleotides. It is a transcript of the gene Fyb1, whose product is annotated as FYN binding protein 1. Gene Ontology annotation, molecular function: lipid binding; protein binding. The record is from RefSeq and is a predicted model, not a curated record. The coding region runs from base 159 to 2642 and encodes 827 amino acids. NCBI's taxonomy places the organism in Eukaryota, Metazoa, Chordata, Mammalia, Rodentia, Sciuridae. The transcript is spliced from 19 exons. Gene Ontology annotation, cellular component: plasma membrane. Gene Ontology annotation, biological process: protein localization to plasma membrane; T cell receptor signaling pathway; integrin-mediated signaling pathway.